UGGGCCCUCCAGGAAACGCGCCCUUGGGCCCGCCGCCCGCAGCAGGGUGGCUCCCAAGCGGGACAUGACGGCGGCGGGGUCGGCGGCAAGCGGCGGCCCUUCACGAGCUCCUCAGCGGCUGUCCUUCCGUCCGCUCCCAAGAACGGCCCUCUCGUGCGCAGGCGCGGCAGCGCUCGCCCGCUUUGUCCUUGCGGGGGCGCGCGGGCGCGCCGCUCUAGGUGUCCGGCACUCUAUCCUUUGCUCCUCGGGGGGGGGGGGGGGGGCCGGAGGAGGGAAGGAGGGGCGUGGCCGUCCCGGGCAAAUGCCGGCGAUGCAGGUGUGCCACGCUCGCGCCGCGCGCUGCUUUCUCCGCCCGGGGUUCCUUCGGCGCUUGGCGGAGCAGCCGGGCGGCGGUCUCCGGCGGAGUUCUUGCGGGUCCCGGCGGCGGUUGCUGCUGCUCUCCACGCCCAUCUUCUAUGUGAACGGGCCGCCGCACAUCGGGCAUCUCUACUCGGCCGUCCUGGCUGAUGCUCUGCACCGGCAUCGGGAGUUGCUGGGCUGCGAGGGAGGGCGGCUGGCUACAGGAACGGAUGAACAUGGCUUGAAAAUUCAGACAGCAGCGGCAGCUGCCGGCAUUUCUCCGGAAGAGUUCUGUGACCGUGUAUCGGCCGAAUUCCGGGAGCUCUUUGCACAGGCGGACAUCUCCUACACCCAUUUUAUCCGCACUACGGAACUACGGCACCGGCAGGCUGUGGAGUGCUUCUGGGCUGCCUUGCAGGAUGGUGGCUGGCUCUAUCAAGCUGACUACGAAGGGUGGUAUUGCACAGCGGAAGAGAGCUUUUUGGCAGCCUCUCAGGUGACAGAGUCUGUUGAUGCCCAAGGGAGCAAGCAGAUGGUUUCCAUAGAGAGUGGGCACCAGGUGCACUGGACCAGGGAGAAAAACUACAUGUUCCAGCUGUCCAAGUUCCAGGAGCCAUUGCAACGAUGGCUGUGCGAGAAUAAGGGCGCCAUCACCCCCGAGCCCUACUAUCAGCAGGUCCUUCAGGGUCUGGAAGGGGAUCUCCCGGAUCUCUCUGUAUCCCGUGACCGAACCCGGCUGCAUUGGGGCAUCCCUGUCCCUGGGGACUCGACCCAAACCAUCUAUGUCUGGGUGGAUGCCCUGGUGAACUACCUGACGGUGGUAGGUUACCCUGAGAAGCACGGGGCCUGGUGGCCCGCCGUUUGCCACAUCGUGGGCAAGGACAUUCUCAAGUUCCACGCCAUCUAUUGGCCUGCUUUGCUGAUGGCUGCAGGCCUGGAGCCCCCCCAGCGGAUUUGGGUCCACUCUCAUUGGACGGCAGAAGGCCAGAAGAUGUCCAAGAGCCUGGGCAAUGUGGUUGAUCCAAAGGAGUGCUUCCGGCACUACACGGUCGAUGGCUUUCGGUACUUCCUGCUGAGACAGGGGGUUCCGGAGCGGGAUUGUGAUUACUACGACGAGAAGGUGGUUAAGCUGCUCAAUUCGGAGCUGGCCGACGCCUUAGGGGGCCUCCUGAACAGGUGCACGGCCUCUGCCCUGAAUCCCAGGGGGGCUUACCCCCUCUUCUCCGAGACCUGCUUCCCUAGGGAUGUGGAGAUUCCAAACAGAUCUGGCAAGGCCCUAACAGAGGACUACAAGCUGGUGUCGUCGGUCGAGAGCCUGCCUGUGACAGUGAGCGCCUUUUUCGAUCGCUUCCAGAUCUACAAGGCUCUGGAAUCCAUCACGGAGUGCGUGAGGCAGACCAACGGCUUCGUCCAGAGGCACAGGCCGUGGAAGCUACGCCGGGAGGAUCCCGCAGAGAGAGAGUGGCAAGAAACCAUUCUCCACGUGGCUCUGGAAUGCCUUCGGGUAUACGGGCUCCUGCUGCAACCGGUGGUCCCGGCCAUGGCUGACAAACUUCUCUCACGGUUGGGCGUUUCUCCUACGGAAAGAUCUCUCAAAGAUUUGGACUUCCUCCCCCGCUAUCAUGGCAGAAGAUGCCCCUUUGAAGGCAGGAAGCUGGGGCCGGAUCCUGGCCUCCUCUUUCCCAGGCUUGAGAAAAGUCUGAAGCUGGCAAAUAGAAUAAAAUAG
This is a messenger RNA of Notechis scutatus (mainland tiger snake), 2065 nucleotides long. It is a transcript of the gene MARS2, whose product is annotated as methionyl-tRNA synthetase 2, mitochondrial. The record is from RefSeq and is a predicted model, not a curated record. Gene Ontology annotation, molecular function: ATP binding; methionine-tRNA ligase activity. Gene Ontology annotation, biological process: methionyl-tRNA aminoacylation. NCBI's taxonomy places the organism in Eukaryota, Metazoa, Chordata, Lepidosauria, Squamata, Elapidae.